AAGCCUUAGUUACAAGGUCUUUGAGUCUGGCGGUGUCUGGCAACUCGACUCGCUAACGUAUAUAAAAGCUACUCUGCGGCUCUGGCUCUUCCAUUUUCACUGUCUCCUCAGCAGCCGCCGCUCAUAAACACAGGCUAGAGUGGCGCAGCAAUGAGAGGGUGGAUGACCUGUCUACUGUUGAUGAUGAUGGCGCUGGUGGUGGUGAUGGUGGAGGGCGUCGAGACAGUCCCUUCAAGAUUCGACACCUUUGGAACUCCCGAUGAAGAAGGUCCCCGUCUUAUGGUGCCCCUAUCCCUUCUGAUGCAAGAUGCCCCUGAGGACCCCAGCCUGCCCCUCGCCGCCCUCACGCCCGCUAAGAGAGCAGGGAGGAGGUUCCGGACUGCUUCCAGUAUGAGCGAGUAUCAAGUGUGUAGGCCAAGCAGGCGGGAGAUGUUGGCGCUGCUAGUGGCGCUUCACGAGGUGAGGCAAGGACGCAACACCGGGGCUCUAGUAAGACUCUGCAACACGCACACCCGCCCAGCCUCACUCGAUGCCAACAUUCGCUUCAUGGGGUGAGCCGCGGAACACAACGACACGGAUGGGUGGGUGGAUGGAAUGAUACGAGGAAAGAAUAAGAAAAUGGAUGGAUGGAUGAAAAGAGAAGAAAUGGAAGGAAUGACACGAAGAAAGAACGAGAGGAAAAAUGGAAGGUAUAAUACGAAGAAAUAAGGAGAGGAUGGAUAGAAGAAAUGAUCAAGAAAGAACGAAAGAAUGGAUAGAUGGAUGGAAAGAAGUAAUUGAAGAAACUGUACGAAAAAAAAAGAAGGAAGAAAAAUGUAUGGACGGAAGGAUGAAGAUAAGGAAGAACAGAAGGGACAAGAAAUUCAAAAAAGAAAGGACAAUAGGAAGAAAGACAACACAGUAUGGAUGAAAAAAAAGAAAGUAAGAAAAAAAGAAAAAAGAAGAUGAACGAAGACAAGGAGGAGGAAUUCAAGGGCAACGAGAGAGAGAGAGAGAGAGAGAGAGAGAGAGAGAGAGAGAGAGAGAGAGAGAGAGAGAGAGAGAGAGAGAGAGAGAGAGAGAGAGAUGGGUGGAAACGUGUAAGAGGGAAUAAAGAACAUAAUGAAGGGAAAAUUAAAUGGAGAAAGGGGAGAGAAAUGGGAAGGAGGCAAGGUGAGGGGACCAGAUUGAGGCUUUAUGAUGGAGUGUAUGUAGUGUAGAUACUCUUAUAAAAAAAAAUAAAUAAAUAAUUAAAAAAACACGACCAAGCAAACCAAUCAAAUAUAUAAAUACGUGUUUCUCUAAUGACCCUUAAUGUGUAACAGUAGUAGUAGUAGUAGUAGUAGUAGUAAUGAUAAACACCACCACCGUCAAUAGUGUAAUAAAGUCGUGGUCAAUAUAAUAAUACAUAUGUACAUAUUA
Scylla paramamosain (green mud crab) is the source of this 1401-nucleotide messenger RNA. RefSeq lists its product as uncharacterized. NCBI's taxonomy places the organism in Eukaryota, Metazoa, Arthropoda, Malacostraca, Decapoda, Portunidae. The record is from RefSeq and is a predicted model, not a curated record. The transcript is spliced from 4 exons. Bases 151 to 555 code for a protein of 134 amino acids.